Strongylus vulgaris is the source of this 629-nucleotide messenger RNA. The record is from the annotation of a GenBank genome assembly. Lineage: Eukaryota; Metazoa; Nematoda; Chromadorea; Rhabditida; Strongylidae.
AUGCUUUUAGAUGAGGAAAUGGAGCAAUUACGAAACGCCGUUCAGCGUCUUAUGGCCGACAAUGAGGAGAAGAGUCAUCAAAUCAACAGCCUACGCAAUGCUCUGGAUGAGCAGCUGCGAUCCAGGUCCCAGCAAGACGACUACUAUUCGGCGUCUCGAUGGAAUGAACAGCCUGCAUACGACCUGAACACGCAAAUACGGCGGUUGUUACUGGAGGAGCCAUCUGAGCCAAUGACACAUUCCACCUCAUUUCCCGUUCGUUUAUGCUCUUCUUCUUACCAAAGAGGAACUAUACAGCCAUCCUCAUCCUUUACUUCCUCUCUUUCAAAUGCCUCUUCAUAUCAUAGUUGGUCACAAGGUGGUAAUCGCCAUUUGUAUCCCACUGUUGCUGGAACUCGAAGCGAGCAGAGCUACCGUUCCCCUUCUUCUCCGGCUGCUCGUCAACUAGCUGCCGAGCUGGACGAGUUACGGCGGAUAAGCAAUGAAACCCACAGAAAUCCCUCAUACUCCUCAACCAGUUUGCCGCGUGGAAUGGGCAAUAAGGCAUCAUCCACGUUAGCGCUACCAACGAAAAAGUACUCACUAACGUCCGGAACCUCUGCAGGUGAGAAAAAGGAAACCCUUUAAAU